Molecule: messenger RNA, 1358 nt
Organism: Pangasianodon hypophthalmus (striped catfish)
Lineage: Eukaryota; Metazoa; Chordata; Actinopteri; Siluriformes; Pangasiidae
Gene: trpt1
Product: tRNA phosphotransferase 1
Exons: 7
Coding region: 137-829 (230 amino acids)
Biological process (GO): tRNA splicing, via endonucleolytic cleavage and ligation
Molecular function (GO): tRNA 2'-phosphotransferase activity
Source: RefSeq, a predicted model, not a curated record
CUACUGGACAGGCGGACGACGUACGUCGCUGUUUAAGUUCCGUGUAGAAACAAGUUUGUGUCGACUCACUUGGGUGUUUAUAUCUCUAGAUUUUAGACUGAACUAGUUUUAGUGAUAUGUACUAAGAGACAUUUAAAUGGACGGGCAGCAACGUGGCAGCAAAGGAAAAAGAGCAAGAGGAAGAGGGGGGAGAGGAAACCGAGACGAGAGCAGAGAUGUGCGUCUGUCCAAAUCCCUGUCUUAUGCCCUGAGACAUGGUGCUGCUAAAAUGGGGCUUAACAUGGGCUCAGACGGCUUUAUAUUAGUGGAUGAACUUCUCGCUCAUGGACAGUUCCGCUCAUUUUCACUGGAGGAUAUAGAGAGAGUGGUGGCCACAAAUGACAAACAGCGCUUCAAACUGCAAAACCAUCCUGAAAAUGGGUGCCUACAGAUCCGGGCCAAUCAAGGACAUACUGUACAGGUUGAAGACCUAGAAUUGACAGCAGUGGUUCUGGAUGCUCCAGACUGUCCACGGGAGGCCGUUCAUGGGUCCUACAUGAAGCACUGGCCGUCGAUCCGUAGCCGGGGCCUGUGCAGGAUGAACAGGUCACACAUCCACCUGGCACCUGGGCUGCCUGGAGAGGGCCAAGUUAUCAGUGGGAUGAGACAUAAUUGUGAUCUUGCUGUGUACAUCAAUGUCCCCAAAGCUAUAGCAGACGGAAUUGAAUUUUACUGGUCAGAAAACAAAGUGCUGUUGACGCCAGGUGAUGCUGACGGAGUGUUGGCUCCUCAAUAUUUCUCGCGUGCACAACGACUGAAACCUUCAGCAUGCGAACUUGAUCUGGAAUAGACAAUGGAAAAGAUGUCUUGAUGGAUUUUUCAUUAUGGGCAUAAAACACACUGAUCUUCAGCAAAACCAUGAACGUCUGUAAAUGGUAAUUGGCAGCAUUGAAACUUAAUGGAUUGGGAAACCUGUGUAUCUUAAGUUUCUUAUAGAUACUGUAUUUUACCCUUUAAGACAUCCAGUAUGAAUUUAACAUGACGGAAGCUUGGUCCCAUUGAGCUGCAUGUCAUAGAAUCUAUCUGAAAAGAGACAGGCAUUGGUUGUGGUCUAGUCAACUGAAGCCUGCAUAAUGUUGGACAAAGAUAAGGAAGUUCUUUUGUGAUCAUGUGAGAAACUGCUGGUGACUGUAACACUUCUUGUGCAAGGAAUGAUAGCCUGUGGUUUCCUUGACUGUCACUUGAAUAAAAUGUAAUGACUUUGAGGGGAUAUGGUAGAGUAUUGAGAAUGUGUAGUGCAGAUGAUUUCUUCAAUUAUUUAUACAAUUGCUCAUAUAUUUUAUUGUAUUUAAAUAAAUCUAUUCUGCAGUAAAAUUUAA